Aspergillus thermomutatus is the source of this 2244-nucleotide messenger RNA. RefSeq names its product fungal specific transcription factor domain-containing protein. The record is from RefSeq and is a predicted model, not a curated record. Gene Ontology annotation, biological process: regulation of transcription by RNA polymerase II; DNA-templated transcription. Gene Ontology annotation, molecular function: DNA-binding transcription activator activity, RNA polymerase II-specific; zinc ion binding; RNA polymerase II cis-regulatory region sequence-specific DNA binding. NCBI's taxonomy places the organism in Eukaryota, Fungi, Ascomycota, Eurotiomycetes, Eurotiales, Aspergillaceae. Bases 1 to 2244 code for a protein of 747 amino acids. The transcript has 4 exons. Gene Ontology annotation, cellular component: nucleus.
AUGCACAAAGAAGUGGGAGAUGAAGAGUCCAUGUUCUGCGUCACUGGACGUAAACGCCGGAGGCCCGCAGUGUACGCGAUAGCCGUGGUAUUCCUGCUCAGACUUAGUAGUGCUGACGUCCAUGUCACGCAGUUCAUGCACUCUAUGCAGAAGACGCAAGAUCAGAUGCGAUCACCCGGGGAAAGAAUUCUGGUUCAACCGCCUCCGGUCACACAAGCGUCGAUCAGGGGCCGAUCGGCAGCAUCGAGCCAUGUGUCAAGUGCCCCGGGAACGACUUCGUCAAGGGCAUCAACGGUUACUAGUCAAACAUCGGCUCAAGAAGUCGAGUCGCUGAGAACCCGCAUUCGGGAGCUGGAAGAACAGCUAUCCAGAGCUGCACACGCAAUUCAGCCAUCUGCCUCGACGCCUGAUUCCAACAUAGAAACAACAUCAUCUCGUUUGAGUGGGAUAUUCCAUGUCCAUCGCGAAGUCGGUCAAGUCAAGACUCGUAGCGUUACACAUAAGCGGCGCCUAUUUGGCCAAAGCCAUUGGUAUAAUACUAUCAUUCUGUUCCAGGAUAUCUGGGAAACGACGGAGCCACAGCUGCGAGAGGAAAAUUCCAAGGCCUUUGCCGACAUUCAACAAUGUAAACAAUUGGCGCGAGUGAUCAAAUCGCGCCGCGCUCCCCCAUGGCCUUUACAGCCAACGAACCAGCUUCCCCCGAAAGAUAUAGCGGACGAGCUUGUACACUGUUAUUGUCGGACGACGGAAACGGUGUUUCGUGUCCUUCAUAUUCCUACUUUCAAGAGGGACUAUGAAGCGCUCUGGGUGUCUGGCGGUCAACCUGAUACUGGAUUUCUGAUGCAGCUGAAGCUGGUGCUCGCCAUUGGAGCAGCCGUAUACGAUGAAAAAUAUACUCUCCGUUCUUCAGCCUUGCGAUGGGUAUACGAGGCAGAGACUUGGGUUUCCGAGCCGAAGUUCAAGUCCCGACUGGACAUCCAGUCCCUGCAGACACACAUUCUACUUUUGCUGGCUCGAGAGAUAGUUGGCAUAGGUGGCGACUCCGUCUGGUUCGCGGCGGGCGCAUUGUUCAGAAAAGCAAUCUAUCUCGGAUUACAUCGGGAUCCCCAUCGCCUUCCUAAUCAGAAUACGUACACUGCCGAGAUGCGCCGAAGAUUGUGGAAUACUAUUCUGGAGAUCGCACUGCAAUCAAGCCUUACAUCUGGAGGCCCGCCCUUGCUGUCCGUUGGUGACUUCGACACCGAAUCUCCGGCCAAUUUUGACGAUGACCAGCUUGUAGCGGAACACCCUGUGCCAAAGCCGGACGAUGAGUUUACUGAUGUAUCUGUCUCCAUAUCUCUACGCAAGACAUUUCCCAUUCGCCUUGCUGUAGCUAAAUUCCUGAAUGACCUGGGCUCUUCCGGCACCUACGAGGAGACUCUCCGGCUUGAUGCAGAACUCCGGGCUUCAUACAGGACACUCUGCCGCACGCUCCAAAAAUGCAGCUCUAACAGAGAACCACCACCACCUCAGUUCGCCAUUCAGACUGUCGACUUUCUUAUGCGUGGCUACCUGUCUGCGCUGCACAUGCCCUUCUUCGGUCCAUCGCUGCACGGAACCGCUUACGCAUUCUCUCGGAAAGUCGUGGUGGAGAACUCGCUCAAAAUCUGGUAUUUAACACAUCCUUCAGGAACUUCUUCUGCGCAUCCUCAGAUUGCGCAGGACCACUCGGAUACUGACCUUGUGCGUUUGGUUGUCUGUGGCGCGGGAGUCAUCCGCAUUCUUUCUUUCCAGGCUGUUUUCUCCAUCGCUGCUGAGCUGAGGGCGCAGAUCUACGAAGAUGAUGGCCUGAAUCCUCUUCCGCUCCGGCAGGAUCUGCUUCAGGUAAUCAGAAGUGCACAGGCUUGGUGUUUCCGCUGGGUUGAGGCCGGAGAGACGAAUACCAAAGGAUACCUGCUUACUUGUGCUCUCGCUGCUCAGAUUGAGGGUCUUUUGCGGGGGCUUCGAGGCGACGAUAUUCCACCAUUACUGAUCAAGGCUGUCGAAGAGGCGGAAGAGAAAUGUCUGCCGGUCCUGGAGGAAAUGGCGGCGGUGCUACAGAUAGAGAGGGCUGGGGAUGCCGUUCCCCAGAUAUAUAUGAACCCGACGCCCGAUCUUUCAGAGGACUGCGACUUUAUGAUGUCGGAUAUCUUUCGCGAUCCCGGAAGCAUGGGGUCAAUGUGGUUGUUCGACGUCGGGGCUCCGGUCGGGCCGGCGAUAUGGUAA